AUAAGGAUCAGACUGGGUGACAUUUUGAUAUUUAUCGUUCCCUGCUGGUACAGUACACUUGCGAAUAACAUGUUUGUUAUUGAGUUUCUUCGUAGUCUGUUGGGCUCCUCCAACCCACCGCCGCCUCCGCCACAGAUCCCCAGGCCUCUGUUGGACUACGAUGAGGACCUCGUUUUUUGGAAGCCCGAGGACUGGUACCCAGCGCUGUGUCCGCCAGAGAUCCCCAAAAAAGAACUACUUCGAGACGUAGACUUUACGAGGGUGGACGAGGAAGCCAGAGAGACAGAGGAUUCGCUCAAAGAAAGUUUCGAUCUACUUAUCAAUCAUCUUACUAGGAAUGCGGACACCGAUCUACACAAGUUAAGAUCCAUUUUUGUGUGGAUGGGGGAUCAAGAGGUCGGAUGUCGAGAAGAGAAAUCAGAAUGCAAAAAUAAGCAGAGUCCUACAUAUUACCUACAGAAGGCAUGCAUAGAUGACACAUUCAUCAAUAAAAUGUUUGCUAAGAUGUGUAGAGCCGCAAAAAUACCAUGCAUACUUGUGAACGGCCAGGCAAAAGGUGCUUCUUACGACCCUGGUGAUGAGGACAUUAGAGGAGAAUGUACCUGGGCAGUUGUUUACGUGGCCGGCAGCUGGCGCUUCGUGUUUCCUCACUGGGCCUUUGUGUCAGUAAUUUACUACCAGAAAGGAAAAUGGAUGCUGGUUGAAGAUUCUGGAGAGGCUUCCAGACAACGAUUCACAGCAAAUUAUGGCUGUCAACUAUCAGAUUUUGAUGAAUUCUUCUGGCUUACCGACCCUGACAUGAUGCAAUACAUCUGUUAUACACCUACCAAGGAGUAUCAGCUGUUGCCUGAACCACAGACAAAAGAAAAAUUUCUUGCUUUGCCUUGCUUCAAUCAUUAUUAUUUCUCAUCUGGAUGGUCUCUAAUCGACCCUUUGACAUGCGAGAUCAAGACUGAACGUGGAUGGUGCUUCAUCAACUUCUGCAGUCCUACAGCAAGUUCUAAACUCAAAUACGAACUGUUUUUCAAUGAAAAUCGUUCGAGGACAUCUUUUCCGAAAGAUUUACAAAUUGAUCAUUAUGUAACCAUAUUGAAGAGGACAAAUCAGUCAAAGUCAAUAAUGGCCAGACUUCCAGUGAUUGGAACCUAUAAACUUGAAGUGAAUGGCGGUUUAGUAAAAUUUCGGAUUGUUUGUGAGCACGUGCCAUCUGACAUACGUCCCUUGCCGCCAUGUUCAGAGAACGGACAUGGAUUUACGGAAGAAGCAGCCAAAAACGGUUUGUCUCAGCCUUCCCACACACAGGGAGUGGUGCCGGUGAAAAGGGGUGAAGAGAUAGACUUAAGCUUUACGGUUCAGGAGGACAUCGACAUUAUGGCCACGCUGGUCCACCAUACUGGGAAACGCAAAAACCAAGACGUUCAGAAAGAAAAGGAGAGAGUGACAGUUAAUGUAAGAUUGCCGGAAGAUGACCCGAAACCAGAGUAUGCGAUAAUGAUAGAUAUCAUCAAAAACAGACUAGCAGAUGAAAGUUCAAAACAAAAAUUCACUAACAUUUUGAGCUACCUGCUGACCAGCGAUGAAACACUCAAUGCCGCCAUUGUGGACAAAGACAAGCAGGAACUUCUACAGUGCUACGAAGAACUUUAUGACUGGGUUGCCAAGGAUGACGAAAGACUGGUAGAACAAGCUGCCUUUCACGUCGAGAUGGCUGAUAUUAAAGAUCCUAUAUUAAAUAGAAAAAUUCGAGAAAAGAAGGCAAAGUUCAGUCGCAUGCGGCAGGAAGUACUUGCCGCGGCGAGAGAUAGAAACGUGGAUCGGCUGAAUCUUGCCUUGAGACACUGCAUGGAUUCAAACCUUGAUUACAGAGGAGACGUAGAAGAUGGCAAGAAAGUAUUGUUGGCAUUAUGCAAGGAAGAUGUAAAACAAGCUCUUAAAAAUCUUCAGGCCAACGAACUUCAUAAAAGUCUGGAUAAGGCAGCCAAUAGCUGUAUUAGUGAAUGGGUGCGGGAACAAGCCUGGUUCCAGAAAGGGCAAGAAGCAUACCGGAGACUAGAGAGGCUCCAAAGACAAAGACAGGAUCUACAGUCACUAAAGGAUGAAGAGAGAGCCAACAUGAUUAAACCUCCAGACUAUGUGAUUGAUGUCCUUUUUGCCACCUAUAUCCUGCUUGGAGAAAGUGAAAAGGAACUUGAUACGUGGCAAAAUAUCUGGAAAAAACUGAAACAAACGGGCGAAGAUGAACUGUUUACCAAGGCGAUCAGUUUUGACGACACUAAUUUGAGAAGAAGACGUGUGGAUCUUGCAGAAGAUAAGUUAAAGAAAUUGAAGCUUGGCGAUGAAGGCGUCAUCACACGCCUUCACUUGUGGUGUUUGGAAAGGAUUGCGACUUUCCGGCUGAGUCAGGAGAUCACCAUAAACUAACUUCGUAAAACUCAAGGAUAAGCAAAAGGUUCAGAUAAAGGUUAUAAUUCUUCUUCUCUGGUUUUGCUUUCCCUCUCUGCACCAUCGAUGACAAAUUGAUAACUACCUUGAGUUGAGGAGACUGAUCAUUGACCAAUAAUCAAUGCUUACAACUAAUUAUUUAACAGUUUUAAAUUUUUAAAACGUUUUUAAUGAAAAUCUCAGUUGUAUGCCAGUCUGUUGGUAAGGUCUGUUAGUGUCUGCAAAGUGUAGGCUACAAAUGGACCUUUCGUUUGAAGCUGAUUGUCAUGGUCAAGUAGGGUUUCAUGCAUGAUGUUCUCUAUGCUGAUAAACAGCGCAAGUGAUAGGAAUACCAUUGACGGAACCUUCUGUCACAUCAACGUCCACCGAGAUCAGUGUGACAAAUUAUCCUUCAGCUUUGAAAUGAAGAUUUUAGGAAAAGUUUCUUUAAAAGCUGAUGAAAAUAAGUAUGUAGCUAUUGUGGGGUAAUCUUAUCAAACGUUUUUACACUGUAUACCUUGAUCAUUAUUCAAAUGUCUACGGUCUACCAGCGUACUUUUAUUUCUGCGAUGUUGAUGGCUGCAUAAAACUUUUACUCAAGAUUAAAGACAUAAUUGAAUGAUGUCAAAUGGCCUGCUGUAUUAUUAUACAAACAUUUUGUUGGCAUUCUUUCAACGCUUUCCGAUCGUUGUAUGUACGAAUCCAUUUUUGUGGAAGAAGAGAGCAUUCCUGGACUGUAUACUGCGCCUUUCUCGCAAGAUUUUAUCGUUGAUACUGUACUUAAGAAUUUUUUUGAAGUUUAUUUUAGAUUAGACCACACAAAGAUUGGACACUGACCUCUGUUUACUACUCAGCGUAAACACAGAGCACGUGACAAACAUUUCUCUAUCGUGACUGAAGGUUCAGAAGACGCAUAGUCCUGUAAAUAAAGUUCCCAGGCUCCAUUGACUAAUUUGAACUUUAAGUGAGCUUGUUUAUUAUUACAUCAUCCUGCAUUACAUUUAUUAACAUGUACACCAUCUAAAAAAAUUGCUGUUCGAAAUAUAAAUCUGGUCUACGACAGGUUUUUUGUGAGUGCAUAAAAUAUUAAACUGAAGGUAACACAGACUGAUCCUUUUUUUCAACAAAAUUAUUAAUGUCAUUUUUCUGAUAUUUUAGCACUUAAUUAAUCAUAUCGUAUCGUUAAACUCUCUCUUUCUUUCUUUCUUUCUCUCACACACACACUCGCAAAGAAAUGUUUUGAAUUAUUUAAAGUCUAACCAUUUUUUCAGUAGUUCUCGUGUUUGUAUGCAGUGGUAGAAGUAAUAUAUUUGUUGAAAAUUAGAAUAUGUUGUCAAAUAUUUAACAUUGGCAUUGACCAUUGAGCUAAAAGCUACUUUGAUAAUAUUGUAUGCUACAUUUGCUUUAAUAAACAAAAUAUUUGGGUUUUCUUUUCUUUAGCCUAGACUUCACGUUUUGUAAAAGAUAACUCGUGUGUCAUUGUCUCAAACAAAUAAACACAAACAUCGCCAAGAUAUGAAGCACAAAUGCAAACUUUUAUUACUAUGAUAAUUGGAGAUUAUAAUAUUUAUAAAAUUUUUUCUAUGUGAUUUUUGUUUAGAUAACAUUUCUCAUUUCAAUUUCAAGACAAUAUGAAAAUAUGUUUUGUAAUUCUUGAAAUGUAUUAAUAAACCUUUUUUUAUAAACAGAACUUUUUAUAGAUAGUAGCAAGAUAUAGUUAUAUAUACAAAAUGUAAAAAUGUGUCUUCUUCUUGCAUAAACAAGUAAAUAUAGCCGUGUAUUUGUAGUCAUAUAAAUAUUAAGAGUAAUAAAUUUGAAAAUAUUUGCUUCAUAUAGAUUUCACAGAGAUGUGUGUUUGUUUGUGUUAUUAAUGCUUAAUCUGAAACCUUAUUAAUUGAAUUUUUUAAAAUUCUUGCAGUGAAUAAUAAACAUACUUUUUAUUUACAUUUGUGGCGUAGUGGGUUUGCAAAGGUGUAAGGUU
Messenger RNA from Pomacea canaliculata, 4402 nucleotides. RefSeq lists its product as uncharacterized. NCBI's taxonomy places the organism in Eukaryota, Metazoa, Mollusca, Gastropoda, Architaenioglossa, Ampullariidae. The transcript has 10 exons. The record is from RefSeq and is a predicted model, not a curated record. The coding region runs from base 70 to 2421 and encodes 783 amino acids.